AUCGGGGAGAUGCCAAACGCCAUCUUUAAACCCCACUAGAGGCCAGCUACAGUUGCACGGGGAUGAAAAACACUGUUCUUAUAGCAGGAUAUUGACUCAGAUUGUGAAGAUAGUGUCGCUGUUCCUUGGUCCAGUAAACGUUAAAGACCUGUCCGAUAGGAUUGUAAGAAGACGGCCACGGGAUAGCGUUAGAACCUUAAAAUGUUGUUAACAUAGAGAGAGAACAACAAUAGACGGAAAGACAACAACAACGCUAGCAGUUUGCUAAGCACUGCGCUGUUUUCAAACGCUAACUAGAAGCUAGCUAGUGCUAGCUAAUUCAUUAGCAGAUUUUGUUUGAUUACGUUACAACUGACAGGAACGGAGGCUGUAGCUGGCAGUGGACAUCCCGAUACACCUACCGGUUGAGUCAGCUGUUAUCUGGCUCUUUAACUACAUAUUUCUGCCUCAGUUUAUGUUGUAGCGCUAGCUAGCUAAAAGCUAAGUCCUGACUUCUCGCUCUCCCCAGCGGCCCAGCCGGAGAUGUGUGGAAGAUGUCGGUGUCGGGGCUGAAGGCCGAACUGAAGUUUUUGGAGUCCAUUUUUGAUCCAAACCACGAACGAUUCAGGAUAAUUGAUUGGAAGCCCGACGAACUGAGCUGCCAGUUUAAUGUAACUGGAGAAAAGUUGCUAAUUAUCCACUGUAACAUUACGGAAUCAUAUCCAUCUACGCCACCAAUAUGGUUUGUGGACUCUGACGACCCGAGCUUGGCACAAGUCUUGGAGAGGCUGGAAGAUGUGAGAAAAGGAAGCACCCUUCUUUUGCAGCAGUUAAAAAAACUGAUUUGCGACCUUUGUCGGUUGUACAACCUUCCUCAACAUCCUGAUGUGGAGAUGCUAGACCAGCCCCUGCCUGCAGGACCAGUGGGACAAGACCGAAAGCAUGGGACUGAGGAGGUCACAUCUGAAGAGGAAGAGGAGGAAGAAAUGGGGGAAGACAUUGAGGACCUGGACCAUUAUGAAAUGAAAGAGGAGCCGGUGGAUGGGAAGAAGUCUGAGGAUGAUGGCAUUGAGAAAGAGAAUCUGGCGAUCCUUGAGAAGAUCCGAAAGAACCAGAGACAAGACCACUUAAACGGAGCUGUAUCUGGUUCAGUGCAAGCCUCUGACCGCCUGAUGAAGGAACUGAGAGAAAUCUAUCGGUCUCAGAGUUAUAAGACGGGGAUUUAUUCAGUUGAGCUUGUUAAUGACAGCCUGUAUGAAUGGCACGUCAAACUGAGAACGGUGGAUCCAGAUAGCCCUUUACACAGUGAUUUACAAGUCUUAAAGGAGAAGGAAGGAAUGGAUUACAUUUUAUUAAACUUCUCAUAUAAAGAUAAUUUCCCCUUUGAUCCACCUUUUGUCAGAGUAGUGUCCCCUGUGCUUUCUGGAGGUUACGUUCUUGGAGGAGGCGCCCUUUGCAUGGAACUUCUCACUAAGCAGGGUUGGAGCAGUGCCUAUUCCAUUGAGUCUGUCAUCAUGCAGAUCAAUGCCACUUUAGUCAAAGGAAAAGCUAGAGUGCAGUUUGGAGCCAACAAAAACCAGUACAAUCUUGCCAGAGCACAACAGUCCUACAAAUCCCUGGUUCAGAUUCAUGAAAAGAAUGGCUGGUACACACCCCCGAAGGAGGACGGCUAAUAGAGACUGUUGCCUUUCCUGCACCGGGACCACACGUCUUUGAUCUUUCUUUUUUUUGCGACCAAUGUUGUUUUUAUCCUUCGCGUAAUAUUGUUCUCUCUCAAUGACAGUUAAAAUUCCAAACCAAAUUCCUUGUGUAUUUUCUGGCCAGAAACAGGCUCAGAUACAGAUACGUUCACCUCCACCUGAAAUUGGACACCAUGGCUACAGGUGUUCAUGUCCUCUCCUCAGAUUCUCAUCUCUAACUGUAUGUCUGCUGUCUUAAUUUUUGUACUCCAUGGCCCAUAAAAGUGAUGGACUAAACAUCAUGAAAAUCUCCCCCUGGGGUUUGGCAUUGAGCACGUUGAGGUAACUCUUUGAGUUCAAGAGGUGUGGCAUGGCUUUCUCUUCCACUAGUGGCAGUCUGAUGCUCCAGUUGACAAACGCGGUCUCUCUUGCCUUACAUUGGAUAUGAGUCUGGCAUGCUCCAUUUCCUAAUACAAUGCAGUGAUGGCUGGGAAGGACCUCAAGAAUGCUGGUGGUGGGAAGACCUCUUGCCUUUGACUUCCACAGACGACCUUCCUAAUAUUGCCAUCAUCUUUUUGAUGCCAAGACCCUCCGGGUUUUCUCCUUUGGAGAAAAAAAUUAAGCUUCUUCUAAGCCUAGUUAGCAUUCUCCCUUCCUAUGUCUAAAGUCCUGAGAAAGGGCAGGACAAUACAUGGACCUCUGCAGGUUUCGUGGGACAGGCCAUUAUGAGGAUGAGGAUGUGGAGAAAACCACCAACAUAAUCACAACCAGCAGCUGGACAUCCUUAGUGUGCAGCUAGUCUGGCAGCAUUACAGACACGAUGGUGAGGCAAAGCAGGGGCUUGUUUGGAUCAGAUCACACUGUAAUGUAAUUGAUUUUAACUCCACUGUAAACAUGUACAUUUGUAUUUCUGCUAAAGGAUUUAAUUGUUUAUAAUGUAACCUUGUGUAGGUCUUUGGCUGAGCAGAGACUGUAUUACUGAAUACUCUUGACUAAGACUUGCAGGGCCAUUGCAACCGCUUAAGAUCAAUGUAAAAUAAAGAAAAGUAACAUUAUUGAUACUUGAGAAGUAUCUGAAGGAAGCGAAAGUGCACCAGGUCCUUGUACAAGCCUACUGACUACUGCAGUUAUUUUAGAUUUACUAUCCAGAUCUUAUUUUUUGGUAACCCUGUCUUUCAGUGGAGCUCCAAUACUACAGUGGCUGUUACAAUAUUGCUAGACAGCUGUCAGUAGCAUACCAGAGGUUUAGCCGUUCAGAUCCAAUAAGCUAAACCUCACUACGGCUAUGCAGCGGAGACACUUGGGAUUUUUGUUCAAAUAAAGACAAUUAGAACAGAGCUUUUGUCAACUUCAAACAUCUUAAAGCUGGCUCGCUUCCUAACUACUACUCCCAGUUAACUGUCUGAGGUAAAGGUGACCUUUAACUUCUGACUUUUCUGUGAUCUCAGUGCUGUUUUAUUACGCAGCCAGAGUUACAGAUUCACAGCAAUACUCUUCUCCAUUAUAACAUUUUCACUUCAAGCCCAGAAAGAUCACCCUGGGGUCUGUUCUGUUUCCAGAAAAUCUGUUCAGGUUAAAUAAAUAUUAGUUGAGCUCUGCCACAGGAAAACUUCAGCUCGUCCCAUUAACACUUCCCUGAUUUACUAUUCAUGACCACUCUCAACGCGGCUGUACCCCUCAGCGUGUUGAGGCUUUGAUGUAAUGUGGGUAAUAUGCAGAAAACUGUGGAGCAUUCCAGGUAAUGCGGUGACAUGUUUUUUUGUAGGUGUUCUGUUGUGUGAUUACUUGCUUUUUUUUUUAAGUACAUCAUCCUGAUAACCUGCGUAGAAGGCUUAGUUUUGCCAUUUCAUGCAGUGAAUCCUCAUUUCUGACUUGAUUUUUGGGUUUCCAGAGUGACAACCAACUCCAGAUUGGUUUAAAUAAAGCUUGUCCAUGCUCAGCUCACCUGGCAAUUGUUUUCCUGCAAGGUUUGUUUUUUAUAUGAAGCAAACUACCAGGUCAUAGGCAUGAUUGUUAGCUGUUGUAAUGUGUUUGUAAUGUAUUCAUCCCAUUCUGCUUACAUUGUUUGGCCCUCCCUUGCAUUUCUGGACAAGCAAACUCAGGAAUACAUACUGCACACUCAACUUUGCAAAAAACAUUGGUUCAGGCCAUCGUUGAUGGCAAGAUUGAAUGUCUCGAUCUGUUUUUCUCCCGCCCUGUUUUUGUUACGUUACACCAUGUGUUUUGACAUUGCAUUCCACAUAUGGUUAAAGAUUUUAAAUGACGUGUUCAGAAUGAUCAGAAGUGUAAGGCAGAGAUUGCUCCAUUGGCUUGUUGAAGGGUUCAGAGCACAUGUACCCUUUCUCUUUGAUAUUGCUGUUUUUUGCAUGUCAAUAUAGUAGUGGGUAUAAAUCCCCCUCCGUGUUGUGGGAAACAGAGUGUUGGGGUGGUUUAAAAAAAAGACUACAAAUGUAAUUUGUUGUGGCUCCCCCCCCCCCCCCUGCAUCAGUGCAGAGGCCAGAUAUGGAGACAUGUGGACUGGUUAUCUCCUCCACUUGGUCUGCCUUCAUGGAUGCCAGGUUUAUUCCAGUAAAUAACAGCAGCUGACAUACAUGAAGCUGGUUUUUGGAAUAUUGGUGCACAGAGAAACAGCUUCUCUUACACCAGCACCUUUCGGACUAACAAGGACUUCUCAGAUUAGACAAGUGACACAUUGGUCCGAGGCCUGAACAAGCCUGAUAAUGGGCUCUUUAUCUUGCAUCAUUAGCUGCGGUGGCCGGGUUCUAAAGUUAUGCACUGUAAGCAUGCUUUGGUUUGGUUUCUUUUUCUUUCCUAUUGCAAGGGUGGUUUUGACAAUGUAAAAUAAUUUGUAAACUUGCAUCAAGUUUAUGAAUAAAGACUUUUAUGAAAUAUA
Molecule: messenger RNA, 4551 nt
Organism: Girardinichthys multiradiatus
Lineage: Eukaryota; Metazoa; Chordata; Actinopteri; Cyprinodontiformes; Goodeidae
Product: ubiquitin-conjugating enzyme E2 Q2-like
Exons: 13
Coding region: 534-1652 (372 amino acids)
Source: RefSeq, a predicted model, not a curated record